UCUACUGUUGGCUUUCUCUAUCUUCCAUCAUAGUAGCUUGUCUCUGUUCCCCAAGAUCUUUGUUGGUCUCUGUAGCUUAACAGGUCGGAAACCGGCGCAUCAAACGAGGUUAUAAAGCUUGUUUUCCUUUUCUCUUUCAUUUCUUCAUUUAACUUGUUUGUCCUCGGAUCGUUCCAUCAUUUCAACAGAGAGUGAUAUAUCGCUUCUACUCCAUUAUUUUCUGCUGCAAAUUCACUCACUGAUACCAUUCGCUCGCUCGGUUAUAUAACUAUCCAAAUUUGCCUAUUUCCUGUCUUCUUUUCUGCUCACUUCUUCUUGAUGCUCUUUCUUGCCUCUUAGGCUUCUCUUCAUCAAAAUGGUUUGUAGUAGCCAUAGUUUCAUAUUUUGCCUUAGACCAAGCUACUUUUCCCUUCUUUUUCUCUUGAUUUUAAGCACGUCUCAACUCACAAACAAAGCCCAAGGUAGACCAAAUCCAGAAUCUGAUAGCUUUUCACAGACAGUGAAUGAGGAAAAGGCGAGAUUGAGAGCACAGAUAGGUUCGAGGCCGCCGAGGUGUGAGAGAAGGUGCAACUCAUGUAAUCGCUGUGAAGCCAUUCAAGUGCCUACAAAUCCCCAAGCCCGCAAUGGGAGCAAUACUUCAACGUUAAUCUCUGUCUCUAAUGCUGCCUAUGCAAGAGGAGAUGGAAACUCCAACUACAAGCCCAUGAGAUGGAAAUGCAAAUGUGGAAACUUCAUCUUCAACCCUUAA
Molecule: messenger RNA, 748 nt
Organism: Hibiscus syriacus
Lineage: Eukaryota; Viridiplantae; Streptophyta; Magnoliopsida; Malvales; Malvaceae
Product: EPIDERMAL PATTERNING FACTOR-like protein 2
Exons: 3
Coding region: 356-748 (130 amino acids)
Biological process (GO): guard cell differentiation; stomatal complex development
Source: RefSeq, a predicted model, not a curated record